Messenger RNA from Setaria italica (foxtail millet), 1298 nucleotides. RefSeq names its product ribonuclease 1. Lineage: Eukaryota; Viridiplantae; Streptophyta; Magnoliopsida; Poales; Poaceae. The record is from RefSeq and is a predicted model, not a curated record. Gene Ontology annotation, molecular function: ribonuclease T2 activity; RNA binding. The transcript is spliced from 2 exons. The coding region runs from base 297 to 1049 and encodes 250 amino acids. Gene Ontology annotation, cellular component: extracellular region. Gene Ontology annotation, biological process: RNA catabolic process.
GAAACGAACACAAGCGAGCUCGUAACGAUUGGAUAAGGCCUGCCUGAUUCAUACACGUCGUCGACGCCUCCUGAUCCGGAGCAUAUGCUAUCUCCUUCGACACCGGGUCCAUGGCAGUAAUAUAUUGGUGCCUUGUUGGUUGUGCGAAUCAAAAACUAUACCCAUGUUGCCAACUUGUCCUUGUGUCAACGGUUAUAAGUAGGUAAUAGCUGCCGUUCGGAUCUAUCAGCGCUGAAGCUAGCAGACACCGAUACUGUUGGGGGAGAAUCGCCGGGAGCAGAAAGGAUCAUCGAUCGAUGAAGCUUGUCAUCGCCUUCGGGCUCGUGCUCUCCCUCCUCGCCGUCUCGGCGGCGGCGGAGCGCUUCGAUUUCUUCUACUUUGUCCAACAGUGGCCGGGCUCCUACUGUGACACGUGGAGGGGGUGCUGCUUCCCGGACUCCGGCAAGCCGGCGGCGGACUUUGGGAUCCACGGGCUGUGGCCCAACUACGCCCAGUGCCAUGGCCGCUACGGCCUGGCCCGCGCCGUGCUCGGCGACGACGCCUUCUUCUCCAUCGUGGGGCGGCGGGGCCGGUGCUGGCCGCAGUACUGCGGCGGCGACUACGACGACAACGCGCUCCGGCCGUGGGAGAUCCGGGACCUGAUAGCGUCCCUGGAGCGGAGCUGGCCGACGCUGUCGUGCAAGAGCGGGCGCAGCUUCGAGUUCUGGAGCUACGAGUGGAAGAAGCACGGCACCUGUUCCAACCUCGAGCCGCACGACUACUUCGCCCGCGCGCUCGCGCUCAAGGCUGCGCACAACCUGACGGCCAUCCUUGCCGGCGCCGGGAUCGUGCCGUCGGCCACCGAGACCUACUCGGUGAGCAGCGUCAGCGACGCCAUCACGCAGGGGACCGGGUUCACGGCGAACCUCGACUGCAACCGCGACGCCGACGGCGAGUCGCAGCUGUACCAGGUGUUCAUGUGCGUGGACCGGGAGGCGAAGCGGCUCAUCGACUGCCCGCUGCACAAGCGCAGCAAGUGCUCCGACCAGGUCAAGCUGCCCCUCUUCUGAGCGAGACGAGCCACGGCGGCCACAGGACGCGGCUGCAUCUGAUCGGCGUUCGUGUUGUUCUGCCCAAGGACUCGACGAUUUCCUAGCUCGAUUCCUGGAAUCGUACUACUCUUUGAUCAGGUGGAGAAGAGGAGGAUUAUCUCUCGCCUCGAUUUCGAUUUGAUUUUCUUUUCCUUGCUUAUCAAACACGCAGAAGGAUGUAUUAUAAGAAUAAUAAUAAAUUGGUUGUGUUACUUUGUUCAUCCCAAA